This is a messenger RNA of Mangifera indica (mango), 2387 nucleotides long. Its product is annotated as GTPase Der. Gene Ontology annotation, molecular function: GTP binding. Bases 48 to 2096 code for a protein of 682 amino acids. NCBI's taxonomy places the organism in Eukaryota, Viridiplantae, Streptophyta, Magnoliopsida, Sapindales, Anacardiaceae. The transcript is spliced from 12 exons. Gene Ontology annotation, cellular component: chloroplast. The record is from RefSeq and is a predicted model, not a curated record.
UAAACCUCUCUUGGGCUAAAACCAUCGUUCUCUCCCGCUCUCACAAAAUGGCGGCAGUAGCUGCAAGUGCCGCUGCUUCAGCUACAGGGAAGCUAUAUUCUUCUACAAACGCAACGACGAGAUCACUCUCUCUUAUAUAUCCGAUUCCUAAUUAUAAGAAACUUUCAUUUUCUUCUUCUGCGUUAAUUCUCCGCUCUUUAUCUCUUCCAUUUUUCUCUCACUUUCCUCACCGCCAGUACUCUCUCUCUUCCUUCCCACUCCCUCUCCUCUCCUCUUCUCCCUCAAACGCUGCCGUUUUCGACGAUGGAGCAGAAGAGGAAUUCGAGGAAGAUUUAGAUGAUGGCCAAGAGUAUGGCGAUGGAAAUUAUGAUGAGGAUGAGGAUAAAGGUGAUGAAUCUGAUGGUCGGAAUAACGCUUUUGACGUCGACGCGCUUGAGCGGGAGGCUAAGGACGCUGUUCGCGAGUUUUCUAGCUCUUUGUCUCGCCAGUUAACUAUCGAAGACGAGGAGGAUGAUCGAAAAAAAUCUGGCCGAAAGCAGAAGCGUCGUCAAAGCACAACUGGAAAUAUCCCUGACCGUCUUCUACCGAGGGUUGCAAUUGUUGGAAGGCCUAAUGUUGGCAAAUCAGCUCUGUUUAACCGUCUUGUUGGGGGUAACAAGGCCAUUGUAGUGGAUGAACCUGGGGUUACUAGGGAUCGCCUGUAUGGUAGAUCCUUUUGGGGGGAGUAUGAAUUUAUGGUGGUGGAUACGGGAGGAGUUCUUACUGUUUCAAAAUCACAGGUUAAUGUUGUGGAUGAUUUGGCUAUCACAACAACCAUUGGUAUGGAUGGAAUUCCGCUUGCUGCCAGGGAGGCAGCUGUUGCUAGGAUGCCCUCAAUGAUUGAGAGACAAGCUACAGCAGCUGUAGAGGAAUCAUCUGUCAUCAUAUUCCUUGUUGAUGGCCAGGCAGGUCUAACAGCAGCUGAUGUGGAGAUAUCAGAUUGGUUACGUAAGCAUUACAUGGAUAAGUAUAUCAUUCUUGCUGUUAACAAGUGUGAAUCUCCACGUAAAGGAAUCAUGCAAGUGUCGGAAUUUUGGUCCUUGGGGUUUUCACCGAUUGCUAUUUCUGCUAUAUCUGGAACUGGCACCGGAGAGCUUCUUGAUCUUAUUUGUUCAGGACUGGAAAAAAUUGAGGAUACAGGAAAUCUCAAUGAAGAUGUGAAUUAUGUUCCUGCAAUUGCGAUUGUAGGCCGGCCGAAUGUUGGUAAAAGUAGCAUUUUGAAUGCUUUGGUUGGAGAGGAUAGAACAAUUGUUAGCCCUAUCAGUGGUACUACACGCGAUGCUAUUGAUACUGAGUUUGCAGGACCUGAUGGCCAGAAGUUCCGGCUUAUUGAUACUGCAGGAAUUAGAAGAAGGGCAGCCAUAGCCUCAUCAGGUAGUACCACGGAGGCUUUGUCAGUGAACCGAGCAUUUCGUGCCAUUCGCCGUUCUGAUGUUGUUGCUCUUGUCAUUGAGGCCAUGGCUUGUAUCACAGAACAGGAUUGCAGGAUUGCUGAAAGGAUUGAAAAGGAAGGAAAGGGUUGUCUGAUUGUUGUAAACAAAUGGGACACCAUACCAAAUAAAAACCAGCAGACUGCAACAUACUAUGGGCAAGAUGUUAGAGAAAAGCUUCGCGCGCUUGAUUGGGCACCUAUUGUUUAUUCAACAGCAAUAACUGGUCAUAGUGUUGAUAAGAUCAUUGUAGCUGCUGGCGCAGUUGAAAAGGAGAGAUCAAGAAGGCUAAGUACUGCAACAUUAAAUCAAGUGAUACAUGAAGCGCUAGCUUUUAAGUCACCUCCUAGGAGCAGAGGUGGCAGGAGAGGACGUAUAUAUUACUGCACUCAGGCUGCUAUAAGGCCACCAACAUUUGUUUUCUUUGUAAAUGAUGCAAAACUAUUCCCUGAGACUUACCGGCGUUACAUGGAAAAGCAACUUCGAAAAGAUGCUGGAUUUUCUGGUACGCCAAUUCGACUUCUAUGGAGGAGCAGAAGAAAAAUGGUAAAAAAUGAAGGUAGAACCGUGACAAAAACACGAGAGAACCUUGCAGCACAUGAUGGAAAGUUGGCAUUAACGACAUGAUCAUAAACAAGAUUUGAUUGUUUCAAAAUUGAAUUCGACUCUGUGUUAGAAGAAUUUCUAGUUCUUUGAAGGUUUUGCAAGUGGCCGAAAUGGAUCCCGAGGCAUCAAAGUUUAGUUGAAGAGGUAAAUUAGUUUUUGGUUCGAAAGUCUUAAUAUUUUGUGUGUAUUAGUGUAUAGUAUCUAGUUGUGACAAUGAAAUUUUGUGUGUUAGAAUUAAAUUUGAGGUGAAUACUUUAGCGUAGAACAUUUGCAACAAUAAUAAUAAACAGAUGUGUAGGAUAAUUAAAGUCA